GGAACAAUUUGAGGCACUAUACCGAGCAGAACCGAUAGAUCUAGAAGCGGCAGAGGCCCUUAUGGAUGACCUUCCUUUGGUGUCACAGCAACAAAAUACUGCACUAAUAAAAGAAAUUAGCCUACAGGAAAUUACAGAAACAAUUAAUAAACUCCCAAACUACAAAGCACCCGGACCAGAUG
Messenger RNA from Racocetra fulgida, 182 nucleotides. The record is from the annotation of a GenBank genome assembly. NCBI's taxonomy places the organism in Eukaryota, Fungi, Glomeromycota, Glomeromycetes, Diversisporales, Gigasporaceae.